Mastomys coucha (southern multimammate mouse) is the source of this 1788-nucleotide messenger RNA. It is a transcript of the gene Ppp3r1, whose product is annotated as protein phosphatase 3 regulatory subunit B, alpha. The record is from RefSeq and is a predicted model, not a curated record. Lineage: Eukaryota; Metazoa; Chordata; Mammalia; Rodentia; Muridae. Bases 295 to 807 code for a protein of 170 amino acids. The transcript is spliced from 6 exons. Gene Ontology annotation, molecular function: calcium ion binding; calcium-dependent protein serine/threonine phosphatase regulator activity.
AUGUCGGCCUCCCGCAAGCUCCGCCCCGCCCCGCCCCGCGCUCGCUCCGCCCUCUGCGCGCCCUGUUCCGUGCCUUGAGGUUGCGGUCAGCGCGAGCCGCUGCAGCGAGUCGGGGCAGCCCGUGAGCGUGAAGCUGCAACCUUUUCCUCCCGCCGACGCAUCUCCAACCCGGACUCCGCCCGCCUCGGUCCGGGUCCAGGCCCCGUUGUACCCCGCCCGGCGCCGGACAGCAAAGCCGCCGUCGCCGCGUCCCGAGGAACCUACAGCCGCCGCCAACUCCGCCCGCCGAGCAAGAUGGGAAAUGAGGCGAGUUACCCUUUGGAAAUGUGCUCACACUUCGAUGCUGAUGAAAUUAAAAGGCUAGGAAAGAGAUUCAAGAAGCUUGAUUUGGACAAUUCUGGUUCUUUGAGCGUGGAAGAGUUCAUGUCUCUGCCUGAGUUACAACAGAAUCCUUUAGUACAGCGGGUAAUAGAUAUAUUCGACACAGAUGGGAAUGGAGAAGUAGACUUCAAAGAAUUCAUUGAAGGAGUCUCUCAGUUCAGUGUCAAAGGCGAUAAGGAACAGAAGUUGAGGUUUGCUUUCCGUAUCUAUGACAUGGAUAAAGAUGGCUAUAUUUCCAAUGGAGAACUCUUCCAGGUGUUGAAGAUGAUGGUGGGCAACAAUCUGAAAGAUACACAAUUACAGCAGAUUGUAGACAAAACCAUAAUAAAUGCAGAUAAGGAUGGAGAUGGAAGAAUAUCCUUUGAGGAAUUCUGUGCUGUUGUAGGUGGCCUAGAUAUCCACAAAAAGAUGGUGGUGGAUGUGUGACUCUUUGGAGAAUACCACCCAACACUUUUACUUUCUUCUCCAUCUCUGAAGAUCUGCUCAAGACGUCCAGCAAUGCUCUCUGUGUAUUUAAAUGGAAGUAUUUUUCUCUGUGAAGCCACAUUUUCCAACAUGAGCCUCAUGAAGCCAACUAAGUGUUAUUGAACUCCUACUCUCUCAAUAACUCAGUGUAGCACUUUAAAGUUUGAAGGACAGCAGCAUGAAAGAGCAUAUCAGUAUGGUGGAGAAAGGGAAGGGGUUGGCUCUUUAAUUUAUUUUUCUUCAUCUUUUAUAACAAGAAAGUAUCUAUAUAUACAUAUGUAAAUAUUUAUAUAUAGAUAUAUGUAGCUUUCUAUAUAUUUAGUAGGUUGGCUUUAAUUUAAUAUACUUGAUUCAGAAGCAAAAUGUUAGAGUACAAAAGUGCCAAGCAGAACAUAAACCAUCCUUACUUUUAUUUCACACAGUUUUAUAUGUAGAUAGAAGAUUGUACAAUUUGCGCCAGGUAUUAGGCCAGCUAUUUUCCUUUCUCUGUGCUUUCUCCUUUGAGAGAUGAUAAAGCAUUUGUUAAUGCCCUAUUAUUUACCUUAAUUACACUUUUGUAACGAGUCUGUAACUUUAUUUAUAUCUCUGAGUAUCUUUCCAGGGGCUAUGUCUCAUUGCCGAGCAGCGUUUAAUCCAUUUCUGUUGGAGGUCUAGUUCAGUGCUGCUGCCAAGAGUGGAUUCUUGUGUCCAUAGAACUGCAUUUACUAUGGCUGCUUCAGGCUGAUAGUUCUUAAGUAGUUGCUGUUAUUUUUAUUAAGUGUCCCUGAGAAAAUGUAAUUAGCAGUUGUGAUUUUAUAAAGGUCCAAAGUUUUCUGAGGCAGUCAUGACUUUUAAUGUAUUAUUUAGUGAGUAAAACCCAAAGUAAUCAUGGCUUAAAAUAUCCUUGUUUCAUUAUACACAAGGAAAUAGUUGUCACUAAACUGUAAAUCAUGGAUUCAUUUU